UUUUUGUUUUGUUUUGUUUUUACCCAUAUAGAAAAACUCUUUUAUUCCCACUACCUUCAUGAAGUUAAUGCAGGAAGUGUUCAUGGUGAGUCGUCGUAGGUUCAUACGUCCACCAUCACCGUUGCUUCUACAUCCUAUUAGGGUCACUUUUCAUUGUUCUUACAGUACUGACAGCAACCGACAAUCAGACAAGGUCAGCACCAACAACAAUAAUGACAAGAACAACAAUGACAACUUGGCAACGAGCAAGCCACCACCAUAUCAAGAUACAUUUGCAGCAAUACAACAACUUUCUCGAUCACACAUGGAUAAACUGCAACGUGAUUUGCAACCCUGGGUACGAAAAGUACAAGAUACCACCAAUACUUUGAAACGACUUUCUCAUGAUGUUACUGACUCAAAGGAUGCUUUGGACCGUGCUCGUUUGGCAUUGAAUGAACUCACUGGAUACAAUCAAAUUGAACUAGUCAAGAAAAAGGUGACGGACCAAGCAACAGCGUUUGAACAAUCGCGAGAUCAAGUGCAACUAGCAAAGAAACGAUAUGAAGUAGCUAUUUCAACACGAAGUAGCACACAACGAGGAAUCAACGAGCUACUUCAACGGAAGCAUCUAUGGACGGGUGAUGAUGUGACGCAGUUUACAGAACUAUAUCGACUAGAACAUGAACAUGCCAAGGAAGAAACCAUGGCCAAGGAACAUUAUGAACGAGCGGAAAAGCAAAUGGAUCGAGAAUACAUGGCUCUAGUGCGUGCAAUUACGGACCGAUAUCAUGAUGAACAAUUGUGGAGUGAUAAAAUCCGAAGUGUGUCGACCUAUGGUACCUGGGCCUUGAUGGUGCUCAAUCUAAUGCUUUUUGUUGCUGUACAGACUGUAUUUGAACCUCGCAAACGCAAACGUCUGACUGAUGGUUUUGAAGAGCUUUUGGUGGACAAGAUGGCGGAACAAGAACAUACUUUCAGUGCCAUGACUGAUGCUCUGGAACAUACAGAUCAAGUCUUGAUGUCGCAACAACAAAUAUUGGUGGAUCUAUUGAACCAAGUCAAAGAUAUACCUUAUACAGAAGUGAUGGAUUCUCCACCUGAACAAGAAAAUGCUUUGGACCAACAGAUGACUCCUACUUUGACGACUGAUACGCAAGUUCCUUUGGAUACAACUGGACCGACAAUCAACCUCUCACAACGUAGUUUAAUCCUUUAUUCUUUAGAAAGUGCUAUAGCUGGUGGCUUGAUCACGGCUUUAGCUAUGUUUUUGUGGAAAUAGUUUAGUCUUUUUUUUUAUUAUAUAUGUAUUAUUACUAUCCCUCUCAUCAUUAUUGAAUAGAAUAAUAAAAGAAUCUAUAUCCCAAAUUAU
Halteromyces radiatus is the source of this 1351-nucleotide messenger RNA. RefSeq names its product Mdm33 family-domain-containing protein. NCBI's taxonomy places the organism in Eukaryota, Fungi, Mucoromycota, Mucoromycetes, Mucorales, Cunninghamellaceae. Bases 59 to 1261 code for a protein of 400 amino acids. The record is from RefSeq and is a predicted model, not a curated record. Gene Ontology annotation, biological process: inner mitochondrial membrane organization. The transcript is spliced from 2 exons. Gene Ontology annotation, cellular component: mitochondrial inner membrane.